Zootoca vivipara (common lizard) is the source of this 4400-nucleotide messenger RNA. It is a transcript of the gene DCBLD1, whose product is annotated as discoidin, CUB and LCCL domain containing 1. Gene Ontology annotation, molecular function: signaling receptor activity. The record is from RefSeq and is a predicted model, not a curated record. Lineage: Eukaryota; Metazoa; Chordata; Lepidosauria; Squamata; Lacertidae. Gene Ontology annotation, cellular component: plasma membrane.
AGGCGGCCGGGCGCUGGGUUGACGGGGCGCCGCUUCUCCGGCGCCGCCGCCGUCGUCGAGGGGGCGUCCCGAGGAGGAGGCAGGCGAGCGGGAGAGAGCCGCUCUUGCCCGCCGCCACUGGGCACGGACGCCGCGGGCGUUUCAAAGCGGCGGGAAAAGGGCGACGAGCGGCGGCUGGGCGGGCGGGCAGGCAGGCGCGAGGUACGCGGGGCCAUGGGUCGCUGCAGGCGGCGGCUGCUGCCGGGGGGUCCGGCGCUCGCCCUCUUCCUCCUGCUGCUGCCCGCUUGGCUGCUCGGGAGCUGCGCGGAGAAGCUCGGAGAUGGAUGUGGGCCUAUUAUAAUCUAUCAAGACAGUGGAACACUGGCGUCUAAGAACUAUCCGGGGACCUACCCCAACUACACUACCUGUGAGAGGAGAAUUCAGGUGCCUCAGGGGAAACGUCUGAUCUUGAAAAUUGGAGACUUGGAUAUUGAAUCCCAGCAAUGUGAAUCUAACUAUCUUAGCAUCCACAGUUCUACAACAGUGCAUGGACCCUACUGUGGGAAUGUGCCUGUCCCAGAAGAAAUCAUCUUAGAUUCUAAUGAAGCAACCAUUCACUUUGAGAGCAGGUCCCAUGUGUCUGGAAGAGGCUUCCUGUUGUCCUUUGCUAGUAGUGAUCAUCCAGAUCUAAUCACAUGUCUGGAGAGAGCAAACCACCACGUGGAAAAUGAAUUCAGCAGGUACUGUCCAGCUGGUUGCAGAGACAUAGCAGGUGAUAUUUCUGGGAAUAUAGUGGAAGGCUACAGAGAUACUUCCUUAUUGUGCAAAUCUGCCAUACACGCUGGAGUAAUUGCAGACGAACUAGGUGGUCAGAUUAGUGUGAUUAAACUGAAAGGAACAAGCCGGUAUCAAGGAAUCCUAGCCAAUGGCAUCCUUUCUCAGGAUGGCUCUCUGUCAGAUAAGCGGAUUAUUUUUAACUCAAAUGGCUGCAAUCAAUCACUGAACCUAGAAGGACGAAAUGCAUCCGGUGGUCAGAUCACUGCGUCAUCAUUCUGGGAUGAAACCAAUGACAUUGGGGAGGUGGUUCCAUGGUCUCCUGUUAGGGCCUGGCUCCAAGUCCAAGGGCCUUCCUGGGCAGCAAACCAGAGCAACCCUCGGCAGUGGCUAGAAAUUGACCUGGGAGAAAGGAGACGAAUAACAGGAAUUAGAACCACAGGGUCCACAAUGCUCAAUUUUAACUAUUACGUUAAGACGUUUAUUGUCAACUAUAAAAAUAACAACUCAAAAUGGAGGACUUACAAAGGAAUCCUGAGCAAUCAAGAAAAGGUAUUCAAAGCCAACUCUAAUCAUGGAGACAUAGUCCGAAAUAAUUUCAUUCCCCCCAUAGUAGCCCGCUACGUGAGAAUUAUUCCACAGAGCUGGAACAAAAGAAUAGCUCUGAAGGUGGAGCUUAUUGGUUGCCGCAUAAACCAAGUUAACAGCUCCCUUACACAUCCGCUCUGGCAGAGACCAAGUCAAAGCACAGGUGUCUCGGUUAGAAAAGAAGACAGAACCAUCACAGAGCCCAUACCCUCAGAAGAAGACAGCUUAGGACUGAAGCUUACUACUAUAAUCGUUCCAGUAGUAGCGGUGCUUUUGCUGUUCCUGAUAUCUGGAAUUGGUAUCUGUGCUGUUGUACGAAAGAGAGGAAAGAAAGGAGGUGCUUAUGGCUCAUACAAGACUGGAAAACCAGGACUUGAACUUCUAGGUUUCUGGAAACAAAUCAAACAACCCUUUGUCAGACAUCAGUCUACUGAAUUCACCAUCAGUUAUAAUAAUGAAAAGGAUACGCCACAAAAGCUAGAUCUCGUCACAAGAGAGAUGGCAGAUUAUCAACAGCCUCUCAUGAUAGGAACUGGGACAGUAACCCGAAAGGGAUCCACUUUCAGACCCAUGGAUACAGAGAAUGAGAAAAAAGGUAGCACCGAGACUGGGAACCAUUACCAUUGCCCACAGAGAGCAAAUCGGCAUGAUUAUGCACUGCCUUUGACCAACCACGAGCCUGAAUACGCCACUCCUAUUAUAGAGCGACACGUAGGAAGAGAAAACACUUUUCCUUCAGAGAGCUGCUAUAACAUUCCUACUGCUGCUGCUGCACAUAAAUGUCCCCUUUCCACAGGCACUUUCACUGCCUUGUGCCAGACUGAAACGGGGAGUGAAGAUUAUCAAACACCGCAAAGUCAGAAGGAGUAUGAUAAGCCAAAAAUGAAAGCCUUGCCCACACUUGACUACAAUACUGGCUAUCAGAAGCCCCAAACCAGUUUAUUGACAGAUGAGGGCUAUUCGACACCCAGAUACUGCCUAAAACCAGUAAAUCAGACUGCAAUGACUGCUCUCCUGUAACCUUAAGGACCAGCGGAAACUCACUGCCCUAAUGUUUAAAGCACUGGAUUAGAUUCAGAGCAAAACAAAAUUUGCUCUUGGCUGAGGAGUGAAAGUUGUUUGUUGCUGCCUUUGUGGUAAAGUCUUCAGGCAGUCGAUUCUCUGCAGCUGUGAUAUUGGUGCUACACUCUAACAUUGUGCAAUGUGUACAUACAUUUUUAAUUUAAUAAAAAUAACUUAAACUUUUAGUCCGUUUUGUCCUGUGUGGGCUGGGGGCUGUCAGUGAGAAGAACAGGUCGCUGCACUGAUUUCUAGACAAGGUGGGACAGUGUCCUAACAAAACAAAGCACGGCGUUGGGUUGUUUUCCUGUUGGUAGUUGUGCUAACUAGUUCUGGCAUGUUACACAGAAGUGGGAGCUAAUUAAAUUUAAAAGCUAAUUUCCUCGGGUCAUGCUGCAGAACCCCCUGCUUUGAACAGUUUUAACUGUGUGGAUAAAUCCGUACUUGUUCUGGGCAAAAUAAUUUUUUGAAAAAAUGAGGGAUGGUGCAUGGUAUUGUGAUGAGAAGUGAUGCUAGUCAAUUACCACUGAGAAAUAGCGGGCUCUUCUGUUUCAUGGAUUUAACUGUGCCUGUAAAUGGUCCAUUCUUUAGCCCCAGAUUAGGACAAGGGAAAAUACCAGGACUAGAACACAGAGCUCAGUCUCUGCCACAGCCCUAAAUAUGCACCUCUUCUCCACCAUAAAUUGCUAAUACAAAAACGGCAUAGUUGAGAUCAGGCAGCCAGUAGGUUUCUAGAAGUAAUUUUUCAAACUCCCCUCUAGUUUCAUAAUAGCAUCUUCUGAAGAAUUUCUAGGCUAGCAGUACAUAUACUGCCCACUCUGCAGUAAGCCCCACCACAUACUGUGGAUAUUAUAGUAGCACACACAACCUAAGCCUAGCAGUAGUAGUUUGCUUUGGGUCUGCCAUCUCAUUAAAAAAGGGCUCUGCAAGUUGCAUUUGGAAAUAUCUUUUGCUAGUUUACUCGCAGAUGCUUAGAUAUUUCAAAUGCAUUGUUCACAGGCUCCUUGUGGCAGCUUUGUGUUAAAAAGGUUUUUUGUGACUUUGUCUUAAGGGUUUCUUUAUUUAAAAAAAAGGCAGGAAAAAUGAACUGGAAUAGCUGUAAGGAUCUCUGCUAUACUGUUAUACUGACUUCCCCAACUGGUUCUCAGGACUUUCCCCAGGCCACCACCCACUUCCCAAGCCACAUACCUUGCUCUGUGCCCUUUUCCCGUGCUUUCACCUGGCUGGAAUGAGUCCUUGAGCUCUGAUGAUGCUUCAUUCUUGCUUAGAUGGGGGAUGGAGAGAUGUGUGUAGCCCACUGGACAAAAUUAAGAGUUCUGUCUGCUGCCUCGCCCCCUUUUUCCUCUGGCCCUGCCCACUACUGGUAUGCAACCCAUGGAAGGUUGCUAAGGACAGCAGGUAGCCCUCAGGUUCCCCCAUCCCUCACCUGGCCCCUUCCUGUCUUUCCUAGCUCUGUUGUCCAAGAUUCUCUAGGGACCAGUUCAUGCAUAUCUUUCCUACAAAGCUGCCAAGUGUACAGCUGAUGGAACAGACCCUUGCAUAAUUUUCACACAUUAUGGUAUUCCUAUCCCUUUUGCAUAUUUUUCUUCCCCUACAGCAGUACACUUCUCUGCUGGGAGAAAUACUCUGCUAGGGUGAAGCAGCCCCCCUAAGUGGAUAGGUCAAGGAUUGAAUCUAGAACCUUGUACAUGGAAAGCAUUUGCUUUUUCAUUUACAUUGUGGCCCCUGACUUCCUUCCUGUGCAGUCGAGGAACCAUGUGUUUUCUGGGAGCCAGGCUUUCAAAUAAAAUGUAAUGCCAAGGCUUUCAGCUCUCUUGAUAAGAUCACUCCUUCUACUGAGUGCAAAUCCUGGUAUUGCAAUAGCAGGGUUUCUGGUACAGCUGGCCUUGGCAGAGUCCUAGUCAAAGCAAAGCUAGGGAGGCAGAUAAGAGAAGACUGCAGCCAAAACAGCUUGGCUGAGAGCAGGCAUUAGAGGUUGUGGUGAGACUCCUAACCAUGUG